AAUGUAGAAAAUGGCAUAAUAAGAAAUAAUUAAAGUAGAGAACAUUUUCUGCCUCGUUUUUGCUUAUCCUCUCUUCAGCUUACAGAUUUUGGCCUUGCUCGGAUUUCCUGUAGCGUCUCGGUAUUCAAGAAGGAUGACGAAGAGGGAGGGACAGUCAGCUACAUGCCCCCGGAGGCGUUUGGCUUAAGAUACGAACCUAAACGAGCCUCUGAUAUCUGCAGUUAUGGGAUACUCCUUUGGUCCAUUCUCACAGGGAAACAACCAUAUAAGGAUGCACACCACGCCAUAGUGGAGCUUCGCGUCCCACAAGGACAGCGUCCACCAAUAGACAAUAUUAAGGGUGAUGCUGCAGGGUUGACAGAGUUGACAGAACUGAUGCAGAGAUGUUGGGACAAUAUACCCAAAGAAAGGCCCCGAGCCUUUGAGUGUACAACCAAGACAGAAGAACUGUAUCAGAUGCACAAACAUGCAAUUUUUGACACUAUCCAUGAAGUGCUGAAGAAACUGGACCAAAAGGAAAAGGAAGACAAGGAAAUUCUAACUGCUCAGGCUUCAGGUCUGUACUUACAUAUUACUAUUGCCUGGUUUCAGACCUUUUAAUUCGUCCACCCAA
Molecule: messenger RNA, 613 nt
Organism: Sander lucioperca (pikeperch)
Lineage: Eukaryota; Metazoa; Chordata; Actinopteri; Perciformes; Percidae
Product: receptor-interacting serine/threonine-protein kinase 3-like
Exons: 5
Coding region: 163-600 (145 amino acids)
Biological process (GO): protein phosphorylation
Molecular function (GO): ATP binding; JUN kinase kinase kinase activity
Source: RefSeq, a predicted model, not a curated record